This is a messenger RNA of Colletotrichum truncatum, 780 nucleotides long. Its product is annotated as short-chain dehydrogenase reductase sdr. Lineage: Eukaryota; Fungi; Ascomycota; Sordariomycetes; Glomerellales; Glomerellaceae. The record is from RefSeq and is a predicted model, not a curated record.
AUGGCACGCAUCUUGAUUACCGGUUCUUCAGACGGCCUCGGCGCCCUCGCUGCUCAGCAGCUCGUCAAAAACGGCCACCAAGUUGUCAUCCACGCCCGCACCCCCCAGCGAGCUGAGGAUGCGAAAUCGGCCGUGCCUGGAGCCGAAACUGUUCUCAUCGGGGACCUUUCUAAAAUCUCCGAGAUUAAGAAGCUUGCAGAGGACGCCAACAAGCUGGGCACCUUUGACGCCGUCAUUUACAACGCCGGUCUCUACCGUGGCCCCUACCGCAAAACGGACUUGGGCCUCCCCAGUCUUACGGCAGUCAACGUCAUGGCACCGUACCUCCUUACAGCCCUGUUGAACAAGCCAAAGAGGAUUAUUUACAUCUCCUCAGGUCUCCAUCGCAACGGUGACACUGCCUUCAACGAUCCUACUUGGGUUGAACGCGGCGAGGCGGCCUGGAAUGAGGACCAGGCCUACUUCGACUCAAAGUUGCAUGUCAGCACUCUCGCCAACGCUGUCGCGCGCCUGUGGCCAGAUGUUAAGAGUAACUCUGUUGAUCCCGGUUGGGUCCCUACCAAGAUGGGUGGACAGAGCGCGACAGACAGUGCUGAGCCGGGUAUUGCUACCUAUGUCAUGCUGGCUGAGGGAACUGAAGCCGGAGAUGUGAGCGGAAGGUACUUCAAGCCCGGAAAGAAAGAGGAUACGCCCUCAGAAUUCACUCGGGACGAGAAGAGGCAAAACCAGUUGCUUCAGCUGUGGGAGGAACUGACUGGUGUGAAGCUGCCUGUGUCGUAA